CGCCGCAUCUCUAAAGCCUUACCUGUCCGACAGAAACGCCACAUUUCCAAAGUCUUACCUGUCCAACAGAGACACGACAUCUUUGAAGCCUUACCUGUCCAACAGAGACGUCGCAUCUCUAAAGCCUUAGCUGUCCAACAGAGAUGUCGCAUCUCUAAAGCCUUACCUGUCCGACAGAGACACGACAUCUCUAAAGUCUUACCUGACCAGCAGAGACACGUCAGAGUGGUUCUGACCAACGGCGUCGCUGGCGUUGGAAAAACCUUCUCAGUGCAGAAGUUCUCUCUGGACUGGGCAGAGGGCUUGGAGAACCAAGAUGUCAGUCUGCUGGUUCUGCUUUCGUUCAGGGAGCUGAACCUGAUCAGAGAUCAGCAGUACAGUCUUCUCAGGCUGCUCCAUGUUUUCCAUCCAACAUUACAGAAGGUCACAGCAGAGCAGCUCGCUGUCUGUAAAGUUCUGUUCAUCUUUGACGGCCUGGAUGAAAGCAGACUGUCACUGGAUUUCAACAACAGGAAGUCUGUGUCUGAUGUCACACAGGAGUCAUCAGUCAACGAGCUGCUGACAAACCUCAUCAGGGGGAAUCUGCUUCCCUCGGCUCUCGUCUGGAUAACUUCCAGACCUGCGGCGGCCAAUCAGAUCCCUCCUACAUGUGUGGACAGGGUAACAGAAGUACGAGGCUUCACUGACGCCCAGAAGGAGGAGUACUUCAGGAGGAGAUCCAGUGAUGAAGAGCUGUCCAGCAGAAUCAUCUCACACAUCAAGACGUCCAGGAGCCUCCACAUCAUGUGUCAAGUCCCAGUCUUCUGCUGGAUCACUGCUACAGUUCUGGAGCACAUGUUGACCACAGACCAGAGAGGAGAGCUGCCCCAGACCCUGACUGACCUGUUCUCACACUUCCUGCUGGUUCAGACACAGAGGAAGAAGAACAAGUACCAUGAGGGACGUGAGACGAGUCCACAGGAGCUGACGGAGGCUGACGGGGAAGUUCUUCUGAAGCUGGGGAGGCUGGCGUUUGAACAUCUGGAGAAAGGAAACAUCAUGUUCUACCAAGAAGACCUGGAGCAGUGUGGUCUUGAUGUCACAGAGGCCUCGGUGUACUCAGGACUUUGUACUGAGAUCUUCAGAAGAGAGAGUGUGAUCUUCCAGAAAACAGUCUACUGCUUUGUUCAUCUGAGCAUUCAGGAGUUUCUGGCUGCAGUCUACAUGUUCCACUGUUACACCAACAGGAACACAGAGGUCCUGGAGAACUUCCUGGGGAAACAACAUGUUGAUUUAACCCUGGAUGUCUUCCUGAGGAGAGCCAUGGAGAAAUCCUUCAGAAGUAAAAAUGGUCACCUGGACCUGUUUGUUCGCUUCCUUCAUGGCCUCUCUCUGGAGUCCAACCAGAGACUCUUAGGAGGUCUGCUGGGUCAGACAGAGAACGAUCCAGAAACCAUCCAGAGAGCCAUCAACAACCUGAAGGAGAUGAACAGUUAUUUUAUCUCUCCUGACCGAAGCAUCAACCUCUUCUACUGUCUGACGGAGAUGAAGGAUCACUCAGUUCAUCAGGAGAUCCAAGAGUUCCUGAAGUCAAAGAACAGAUCAAAGAAGGAACUGUCUGACAUCCACUGCUCAGCUCUGGCCUACAUGCUGCAGAUGUCAGAGGAGGUUCUGGAUGAUUUGGACCUGAAGAAGUUCAACACAUCAGGGGAGGGACGACGGAGACUGGUCCCAGCUGUGAGGAACUGCAGGAAGGCUGAACUUGAUUAUUGUGGGCUCUUAGAGACUCACUGUGAAGUCGUGGCCUCAGCUUUGAAGUCCAGCCCCUCCCACCUGAGAGACCUGGACCUGAGUCACAACCCUAACCUGCAGGAUCCAGGAGUGAAGCUUCUGUCUGCUGGACUGGAGAGUCCAAACUGUCGACUGGAGACUCUGAGAUUGAUGAACUGCAGGUUGUCAGAGAUCAGCUGUUCUUCUCUGGUCUCAGCUCUGAAGUCCAACCCCUCCCACCUGAGAGAACUGGACCUGAGCUUCAACAAGCUGCAGGCUUCAGGAGUGAAGCAGCUGUGUGGUUUUCUGGAGAGUCCAGACUGUGGACUGGAGACUCUGAGAUUGAGUUACUGCAGGUUGUCAAGGAUCAGCUGUGAUUUUCUGGCCUCAGUUCUGAAGUCCAACCCCUCCCAUCUGAGACACCUGGACCUGACAGGAAAUCACCUGCAGGAUUCAGACGUGAAGGAUCUGUAUGAUCUUGUGGAGAGUCCUGACUGUAGACUGGAGACUCUGAGAUGGAAAAACUAUACAAAUGAGACUGAAGAGGACGGUGUGUGUGUGUAUGUGUCUGUGUGUAUGUGAAGCAGUGAUGACUCUGCAGUCUAAACUGAUCUGAGUCACACACACAGUCCAGUCCACCAUCCUCCCUGUGUGACUCCCCCCAUGAAAAUCAAGUGUUAAUUUGUACAUAUGAUGUUUUUAUAUAUUACAAGACAUAUCCAUGGAGCCAGCAGGUGGUGG
Molecule: messenger RNA, 2490 nt
Organism: Seriola dumerili (greater amberjack)
Lineage: Eukaryota; Metazoa; Chordata; Actinopteri; Carangiformes; Carangidae
Product: protein NLRC3-like
Exons: 5
Molecular function (GO): protein binding
Source: RefSeq, a predicted model, not a curated record